GUUCUUUCUUUCUUUGUCUCUCUCCUCUCUCGCCCUGCUGGAGUUUCCUACUACUGUAACUGUAUUAGAAAGUUAGCUAAGAUUAUAUGAAAUUGUGGCGACUUGAAGUCCUGAGAAUUUAAAUAUGAAGAAAGAUUGUUGCACUCAGGGGCCACUGAGAGAGCAAUUCACCUUUUCCGCUGGUUCUGCUCCCUUCAAAAGUUGCCAUGCUUCUAGUAUUGUUGAGGUUGAUAAAGGUCAUUUUUUAGCUGCUUAUUUUGGAGGUACCUCUGAAGGAGCACCUGAUGUGAAAAUUUGGUUGCAGAAAUACAAGGAUGGCUGCUGGUAUCCACCUGUUAUUAUUGAUGAAGAACCCAAUGUCCCAAUGUGGAAUCCCGUGCUAUUUAAACUUCCAUCAGAGGAAUUGUUGUUAUUCUAUAAAAUAGGCCAGGAGGUUCAAAAGUGGAGUGGAUGCAUGAAGCGAUCAUAUGAUAAAGGUGUUACUUGGACAAAGAGAGAGCAACUUCCUCCUGGCAUACUAGGACCUUCUAAAAACAAGCCUAUUUUGAUGGAAAAUGGCCUUUUGCUCUGUGGAUCAUCUGUAGAGAGUUGGAAUUCUUGGGGGGCAUGGGUUGAGGUUACAGCAGAUUCUGGUGUGUCUUGGAAGAAGUAUGGCCCUAUUAUUGUUAAAAAUAAAUCUCUCAGUGUGAUUCAACCAGUUCCUUACCUUACUGCAAAAGGAACAUUGCGUGUUUUGUUGCGAUCUUUUGAUGGCAUUGGUAAAGUUUGUAUGUCAGAAUCCAUUGAUGGUGGUCAUAACUGGGAUUAUGCAAAACCUACUGAGCUUCCCAACCCAAACUCAGGUAUUGAUGGGGUUAAGCUGAGGGAUGGUCAUGUUUUACUUGCUUACAAUACAAUCUCAAGGGGCGUGCUUAAAGUUGCACUCUCCACAGAUGAUGGUGAUUCAUGGCAUGAAGCUUUGACACUGGAGGAGAAUUUGGAAAUGGAAUUCUCUUAUCCCGCUGUUAUCGAGGCUAGUGAUGGAUCUGUUCACAUCACGUACACGUAUGAUAGGACACAGAUUAAGCAUGUUAUCCUUCAACCAAAUUGGUUCAAUGACAUUUUUCCUUCUCAGCAAGAGUAGAAGGAAAUGUUUGGGAACUAUAAGAAACUUGGGGUUUGUUGUGUUCGACCAUAAAUCAGACCUGAAAAAAGGAUUGUUCAGGUAAUCUCAGUUGGAGACCAGAUUGUCCAUGUUAGCGGAUUGAACUAGUGUAUUGUAGACAGAAGGUGAGUGAAAUGCCAGGAGCAGAAGUUACUAUAAACAGCACCAGCUUUCAUAGAGCAAAUUUUGCACGGGCAAUGUUUAGAUUGGCUUGCUUUGGAAGAAUUGAAGUUAGUGAAAGUAAUAUAUUUUUUUACUUCAUUACUUGCCAAUUGAGCCUUGAUGUAACAUUGUGACCGGUGUAACUUAAAAAAGUUUUUGUGUUUGGGUUCGAGCACAAUAAUUUUGAUUUUGGUUGGACUUCAAUUUGGUUCACUUGUGUGGGCUGUGUUGUUGCUCCAGUGUUCAUGAUGGACAGUAUUAGGGCCUUGGUCUGGACACACUGUUUUUUAUGUACAGCUGCUUUGCAAUUAUCGAAGAGGAAAGGUUAGUUUGUGUAA
Messenger RNA from Theobroma cacao (cacao), 1644 nucleotides. RefSeq lists its product as uncharacterized. NCBI's taxonomy places the organism in Eukaryota, Viridiplantae, Streptophyta, Magnoliopsida, Malvales, Malvaceae. The record is from RefSeq and is a predicted model, not a curated record.